This is a messenger RNA of Nycticebus coucang (slow loris), 1917 nucleotides long. It is a transcript of the gene RHCG, whose product is annotated as Rh family C glycoprotein. The coding region runs from base 21 to 1460 and encodes 479 amino acids. Gene Ontology annotation, molecular function: ammonium channel activity. NCBI's taxonomy places the organism in Eukaryota, Metazoa, Chordata, Mammalia, Primates, Lorisidae. Gene Ontology annotation, biological process: ammonium transmembrane transport; ammonium homeostasis. The record is from RefSeq and is a predicted model, not a curated record. Gene Ontology annotation, cellular component: apical plasma membrane; basolateral plasma membrane; plasma membrane. The transcript is spliced from 11 exons.
GCCCGGCAGGCGCCCGCACCAUGGCCUGGAACACCAACCUACGCUGGCGGCUGCCGCUCGCCUGCCUGCUGCUGGAGGUGGCCAUGGUUGUCCUCUUUGGCGUGUUUGUGCGCUACGAUUUCGACGCUGAUGCCCACUGGGGCGCAGAGAAGAGACGCAGGAACAUCUCCAGCGACUUGGAGAACGAAUUCUACUACCGCUACCCGAGCUUCCAGGACGUGCACGUGAUGGUGUUCGUGGGCUUUGGCUUCCUCAUGACCUUCCUGUACCGCUAUGGCUUCAGCGCCGUGGGCUUCAACUUUCUGCUGGCGGCCUUUGGCAUCCAGUGGGCACUGCUCAUGCAGGGCUGGUUCCACCACGUGGAAGACAGACACAUUGUCUUGGGCAUCGAGAACCUCAUCAAUGCUGACUUUUGUGUGGCUUCUGUCUGCGUGGCCUUUGGGGCAGUUCUGGGCAAAGUCAGCCCUGUCCAAGUGCUCAUCAUGACAUUCUUCCAAGUGAUCCUCUUCUCAGUGAAUGAGUUCAUUCUCCUCAACCUGCUGGAGGUGAAGGAUGCAGGGGGUUCCAUGACCAUCCACACAUUUGGUGCCUACUUUGGGCUCACAGUGACCCGGAUCCUCUACCGACCCAACCUAGAUCAGAGCAAGAAUAGAGAGAGUUCUGUGUACCACUCGGAUCUCUUUGCCAUGAUUGGCACCCUCUUCCUGUGGAUGUACUGGCCCAGCUUCAACUCUGCCGUAUCCCGCCAUGGGGAUAGCCAGCACCGAGCUGCCAUCAACACCUACUGCUGCUUAGCAGCCUGUGUGCUCACCUCAGUGGCGAUAUCCAGUGCCCUGCACAAGAAGGGCAAGCUGGACAUGGUGCACAUCCAGAACGCCACGCUGGCGGGAGGGGUGGGCGUGGGCACAGCUGCUGAGAUGAUGCUCAUGCCCUAUGGCGCUCUCAUCGUGGGCUUCUUCUGCGGCAUCUUCUCCACCCUGGGUUUUGUAUACCUAAAGCCCUUCCUGGAAUCCCGGCUGCGGAUCCAGGACACUUGCGGCAUCCACAACCUGCAUGGCAUCCCUGGCAUCAUAGGCAGUGUCGUGGGUGCCGUGACUGCAGCCUAUGCCAGCCCUGAACAGUAUGGACAAGAAGGGCUUGUCCAUUCCUUUGACUUUCAAGGUUUCAAGGAGAGCUGGACCACAAAAACACAGGGCAAGUUCCAGGUUUUUGGCCUUUUGGUGAGCCUGGCCAUGGCCCUGAUGGGUGGCAUCAUUGUGGGGUUAAUUUUGAGAUUACCAUUCUGGGGACAACCUGCUGAUGAGAACUGCUUUGAGGAUGCAGUCUACUGGGAGAUACCUGAAGAUAAGAGCAGCAUCUACUUCCCUGACGCCUUCAAGCCCUCAGUACACUCACCAACCCCAGUACCCUCAAUGCCCAUGGUAUCUUCAGUUCCCAUAGCAGUGCCCCUGGUACCCUAAACUCCCAGGGAAGGUGAAACAGGCUCCACAGACUGGGGGGCUCCGGAAGAUGCUGGUGCUGACUUAGCUGAGUACAGAAGAGCAAGUGAGCAUCACCCCAUCUGUCUGCUGGCUUGGCCUCAGGGUCCCUCCCAACCCCUUGCCCUUCAUCCCAGGGCACCAGCCUGAAAAUGGAGAAAAAGGAGCUGCAGACAAAGUGGGCAUCCUAGCCACGUUCUGGCAGUGGAAGGUCUGCCAUGCCUGGGGUCUUGGUGGCCACAUACUCAGAAAAGCAGGCCCAGAGUGGGCUGGGGCCUGGAGUAGGCCUGAGACCUCGCAGGAUACAACUUAGCAGCCAGCCACCACCUAUUAGGCUCUUGUACCCCAGGUCUGCCCCUCCCAUGCUCCCUGGGUCCCCAGACCUCUCUGUGCCAUGUAAGUGGCAGCCUCCAUAAAUAAACAUAUUUGAUAUUCUUUA